Messenger RNA from Micropterus salmoides (largemouth bass), 7429 nucleotides. It is a transcript of the gene pnpla7a, whose product is annotated as patatin-like phospholipase domain containing 7a. Gene Ontology annotation, biological process: lipid metabolic process. The transcript has 36 exons. The record is from RefSeq and is a predicted model, not a curated record. Gene Ontology annotation, molecular function: phosphatidylcholine lysophospholipase A1 activity. Gene Ontology annotation, cellular component: endoplasmic reticulum. Lineage: Eukaryota; Metazoa; Chordata; Actinopteri; Centrarchiformes; Centrarchidae.
GAAACAUGGGCGGAGCUAAGCAAGUCACAGCACACAGAAAACUUUGUUAGCUGCAUGCUAACUUUGCUCCAUCGUAUGUUUGGCAAUGUUACAAGCUUGAAGCAUCACGCCGGAUAUCAUCGAAAAGAUGGAUUGCCAUGGGGAGGAAGAUGGAGAGUUGUGCAGAUUGGCCACUUUAGUGCAACAAAGUCACAUCAGAGCACGAGUGCAACAGUUUGUGGAGGAGAGGAUGCACACCACCAUGGUCACAGGUGUACUGAUUGGAGCUGCAGUUGCAGUCUCACUGAUUGGGAUUGUGGUGCUCUUCCUAUACAGGAGAUUCAAGCUCGCUUGUGAAAAACAGCCCGGCGUACCCCAGUAUCGCUUCAGAAAACGAGAUAAAGUGCUCUUCUAUGGAAGGAAGAUAAUGCGAAAGGUCCAGACGCUGUCCUCGAUUCCUCCUCCCACCUCUACCUCAGUAUCAAAGCCACCGCAACGCAUACGCAAAAGAACCAAAGUUCUGAGCAUAGCUCGCAAAAUCCUGAGGAUCCGUAAAGAUCCUCCCACCCUGCAGCCCAAGGAACCUCCUCCCUCCCUGCUGGAAGCUGACCUAACAGAGUUUGAUGUGCAGAGCUCAAACCUACCCUCUGAGGUCCUCUACAUGCUGAAGAAUGUCAGGGUCUUGGGUCAUUUUGAGAAGCCUUUGUUCCUAGAGCUAUGUCGGCACAUGGUGUUUAUCGAGCUGCAAGAGGGUGAAGGUCUGUUCAGGCCAGGAGAUGAUGACGAUAGCAUCUAUGUGGUACAGGAUGGACGACUCGAGCUUUGCAUCCAGGAGAACGACGGUACAGAACCAGUAGUAAAGGACGUGCACCCAGGAGAUAGCGUCCACAGUCUGCUCAGUAUUCUGGACAUCAUCACUGGUUAUCCUGCUCCAUAUAAGACUGUAUUGACACGGGCUGCAACUCGCUCCACCAUCUUACGUUUACCUGCAUCAGCCUUUGAGUCUGUGUUUAAGAAAUACCCAGAGACACUUGUUCGCGUCAUUCAGAUAAUCAUGGUGCGCCUCCAAAGAGUCACCUUCUUGGCGUUACAUAACUAUCUGGGCCUAACCACUGAGCUCUUCAAUCCGGACUGUCAAGCGGUGCCUUUGUCCAAUAUAAACAGUGUGAUGGGAGAGGUGACUACCGGGAAGACAACUCGUCGUUUGCACUUCCAGGACGAGUUACCUGCUGGGACCACGGAGAGCCCCACAGAGACAGAUGGUGUGAAGGACAGCCCUUCAAACAGCUGCAGGAAACCGCGAUCCAUCUCCAUGCCCACCGACUGCACAGGUAUUGACCUGAACAUGGCUUGUGAACGAGCUCGAGUCAAUAUAGAUGAGGGUCCCUCCAGUCCGGUUACUCAAAAAUCCAGCCUGAAGAAGUGUGUGACAAUGCAGCACACACCCUCUGAAGUGUUUCACUACACUGACAGCGGGGGGCAGUCCGAUGCCAUCCACCUCAGUAAGAGCAGCACAAUCCUCCAGGCUGCUAAGAAGGACCUGAUGGGAAUUAUCCAGCUGCAGGACCCCACUCUGCUUGAAGGCAGAGUUACCCUCCAUCAUGUCAAAGCUGGUUCUGUGGUGGCUCGUCAGGGAGACCAGGAGGUGAGCAUGCAGUUUGUGAUUUCUGGCCUCCUCCAUGUUUACCAGCGGAUGAUUGACCGCGAAGAAGAGACGCGUCUUUUUGUGACGCACCCCGGAGAGCUUGUCGGUCAACUAGCUGUCCUGACCGGAGAGCCCCUCCUGUUCACUGUUCGAGCCCAGCGAGACUGCAGCUUCCUCUCCAUUUCCAAAACACACUUCUAUGAGAUAAUGCGUGUGGAGCCGAAGGUGGUGCUGAAUGUUGCUCACACAGUGGUGAGGAGGAUGUCAUCUUUUGUCAGACAGAUAGACUUUGCUCUUGACUGGAUGGCUGUGGAAGCCGGCAGGGCGGUCUACAGGCAGGGAGACAAAUCAGACAGUACUUUAAUAGUGCUGAGUGGUCGACUUCGUUCUGUAAUCAUGAAAGAGGAUGGCAAGAAGGAGCUGAUAGGAGAGUAUGGACGCGGCGACCUGAUUGGAGUGGUGGAGACACUGACACGUCAGAACAGAGCAACAACAGUGCAUGCUGUACGAGACUCUGAGCUCGCCAAGUUACCAGAAGGAGCACUCAGCUCCAUCAAGAGGAAGUUCCCUCAGGUUGUCACCAGGUUGAUCCACUUACUAGGACAGAAGAUCCUUCAGCAGGUCAAUGGUCCUCUGACAGCUCGCAGUUUGGCCCUCCAAACCCCCGGCAGUAAGUGGGAUGCAGGGAACCAGGCCUCCAACCUCUCCACUGUGACAGUCCUGCCCGUAUCAGAAGAAGUACCUCUCACUGCCUUCACUCUGGAGCUGCAGCAUGCACUCAUUGCAAUAGGUCCCACUCUUCUGCUGACCAGUGAUAUUAUUAAACAGCGACUUGGAGCUGCAGCACUAGACAGUGUCCAUGAGUACCGUCUGUCCAGCUGGCUGGGCCAACAGGAAGACAUCCAUCGCAUAGUUCUUUACCAGACGGACAACACGCUGACCCCAUGGACUCAGCGGUGCAUCCGUCAGGCCGACUGCAUCAUUAUUGUGGGACUAGGAGAGCAGGAACCUGUUGUUGGAGAGCUGGAGCGUAUGUUGGAAGGAAGUGCAGUGCGCGCCCAGAAGCAGCUGGUGCUGUUGCACAGAGAAGAUGGCCCCCCACCCAAAGGAACUGCGGACUGGCUCAACAUGCGAAGCUGGAUCUCCAGACAUCUCCACCUGUCUUGUCCCCGAAGGGUCUUCUCUAAGAGGAGCCUGCCCAAACUGUUGGAGCUGUAUCAACGUGUGUUUGAGAAGCCAGCAGACCGCCACUCAGACUUUUCCCGCCUGGCUCGAGUCCUUACUGGCAAUGCUAUUGCUAUUAUCCUGGGAGGUGGAGGGGCCAGGGGCUGUUCCCAGGUGGGGGUAAUGCGAGCUGUCUGCGAGGCCGGCAUCCCAGUGGACCUCAUUGGUGGCACCUCUAUCGGUUCCCUGAUGGGGGCGCUAUAUGCUGAGGACCGUAGCCACAGUCGCAUGAGGAUGAGGGCCAAAGAAUGGGCAAUGGAAAUGACUUCAGUGUUUAAGAAGAUUCUGGAUUUGACGUACCCAGUCACCUCCAUGUUCUCCGGCGCUGCCUUCAACUCCAGCAUCAGCAGUGUUUUCAAGAGCAAACAGAUUUGAGGUGAGUGAGAUGAGGACCUUUGGAUCCCGUAUUUCAAUAUCACAACUGACAUCACUGCCUCGGCUAUGAGAGUACACACUGAUGGUUCUCUGUGGCGGUAUAUUCGUGCCAGCAUGUCUCUGUCUGGUUAUCUGCCUCCUCUCUGUGACCCCAAAGAUGGACACCUGCUGAUGGAUGGAGGCUACAUCAACAACCUGCCAGCUGAUGUGGCGCGCUCCAUGGGGGCCAAAGUGGUGAUAGCUAUUGACGUGGGCAGCCGGGAUGAAACCAACCUCACUAAUUAUGGCGACUCGCUCUCAGGCUGGUGGCUGCUAUGGAAACGCCUCAACCCCCUUGCUGAGAAAGUAAAGGUGUUGAACAUGGCGGAGAUUCAGACUCGGUUGGCCUAUGUGUGCUGUGUCAGGCAGCUGGAGUCUGUGAAGAACAGUGACUAUUGCGAGUACAUCAGACCUCCAAUCGACAGAUACCGUACCCUGGAGUUUGGCAAGUUUGAUGAGAUUGCUGAGGUUGGAUACCAGCACGGAAAGACUGUGUUCGAUGUUUGGGGCCGCAGUGGAGUGGUGGACAAAAUGAUGAAAGACAGACACCAGGAGGAGUUCUACAACACUCAAAGCAAGAACAAUGUGGUGACUUGUCCCAAUGCUUCCUUUACUGACCUGGCAGAAAUUGUGUCCCGCAUCGAGCCCGUCAAACCUGCACUGGUGGACGAGGAGUCAGACUACCACACUGACUAUGAAGAGGAGGCAUUAGAGAGCGCUCUGUCUGACAUGGAGCUAUACAAUCGCUACGGAGAGCACACUGAAGGGGAGGAGACUGCUGACACGGAUGAAGAGCUGGAAGGGAGACAUGCACGGCACAUUACCUCACGCAGCAGCAGCCACCCUCUGUCUCCCACCGUCUCGGACAGUUCACUGGACAUGCUGUCAAGCCAGGACGUCCUUUCCAAACAGUCCAUUAACUGAAGUGAAAUGAACUCUGCCCGAACAGGUCAUCACAGUUUAACCUGCCUGUCUUUGCCACAUUUUACCUUCCAGUCUGUCCCACGUGACUCACUGUCAGCCUGACUGUGAAGACCAUUUUACCCUCUGUAAUCUGACCUCGUUAGCUGUGGGGUUGACAUAACAAAUGGACCAAAUACAGACAGCCAGUUUCACAUUUACUCAGCUGCAAGUCAUAUGCAUUCCUAUCACACAAGAGCAGCUGCAAGUCUAAUAUUUUCUCAUAUUGAGAUAGUCAAGAUUACUUUCUGUAGCUUUACAUGAAUCACACCUGUCCAGUGGAAGACAGAAGGAAGGAGAAGUGAGGAUUUCCAUGAAAUAUAUAUAUUUUUUUAUAUGAACCCAGAUGAAAAUUAGUUUUGACUAGAUUUGAUAGUCAUUACCCAAAUUCUAUGUUAUCUAGACAUUUUUGAUAUGAUUUCCCCAGGUUUUGACACAUCUGUCUCUGAGAUUUGUGCCAAGCACAGCAGUAGAAAAUUACCAUGUCAACAAAAUUCACCAUGUCAAAAAAUUAUUAAAGGGAUAACUAAGAACAACAUGUUUUUACACAAAAUAAUGUGUUUUAAAUUUGACUAUUUACACCUCUUUAGACCACCGACAACCAGUCAAGUGAAUUAGUCCAAGAAGAUAAAUGACUGUAAUGCUAUAAUCUGUAAUGAGGGAUCAAAUUUUAAAGAAUUCUAAGCCAAAAAUGUUGGGAGUUACUUCUCUGAAUAACAACAUAACAUACUGUCAACAGCUUUCAAUGGUACUGAUUCCUCAGUAGAUAGUGUAUCCAGAGCAAACUGUUGACAGUGUGGUCUGUGGAUUGUCCUGAGUAUGUGCGACACUGUUUCUGAUGAGAGAUAUGUUCAAUGGUGGGCAUGACGAAUGAAAAAGAAAACCUCAGAGACUAAUUUUUUAAACUUGGGCAAAUGAAACCAAAACUACAUGGCUAGAUAACACAAGAGGCAAGUAAGACACUCAGCGGCCACUUUGUCAGGUACACCUGUCCAAUACAACAGCUCUGCCAUUAGCAUUGAGGUCAUAACUAUGACCGUCAGAGGUAGUUAACACCUCUGACGGUGCCUGGUUAUAGGAAUCAUGGCAGAACAGCUGUAGGGAAUUGGACUGUAUAGGUGUACCUAAUAAAGUGGACACUGGUUGUUUUUGAGCAGAGCUAAUUACAGUGAUCAAUUAUUCUUUCAAUCUACAGAAAGUAUGGGCAUGCAGGUGUUGAAUUGUUGUACUAAGAUUAAUUUGGGAAAACGUGAAUCUUGUACUUGCCCACCAAACAUGACUAAUUUAAAACCACAAAGAGAGCGCAACAAGCAGCCCACUGCGUGGUCAUGGCUGUCAGCUCUGUUUUGUUGUACCCAGUGUGCCAGAGUCAUGGAGGGAAGUUAAUGAUUGCAAUCCACUUGAAAGUACCAGUUUCCCUCUCAGCUGGCAAGACAGCCUCUCCCCCAUCUGUUUUCUGACUUGAAUUUGUCAGACACAGACUGAGCAGCAGAUAGUGUGGAUCUGCUGGGUGAACUCGUCUCCGCACAAUUCAUGCACAUGGGCUAUCUGCAGCAGAAACAUGUUGUACACAAGUGGCCUGUCAAGAUGUGUUUAGGUCCUUUUUUUUUUUCAGUGUUUUGAUCAAAUGUUUCUGUAGAAACUGCAAACAAAACAGUAGUCAAUAGAAUAGUCAAAUGUAAUUGUGAAAAAAGUGAUUCAUUAUAUAUUUUCAUAUUCAAGCCAAGAAUAUAUACAACCUAAGCCCUGGAUGAAUUUAAAACCGCUGGACAAUCAUUCCUGAAAUGCAAUGCACAAUUAAACUAACAAAUCGUUAUAGAGCUUUGUUUAACACGCCUCUCUGUAUGACACUAUACCAUUAUUAUAGAAUUAACUCAAUCUCAAUCACAACUAGGGCUGCAAAUAACAAUUAUCAUCAUUAUCAUUAAUGUGAUGACUAUUUUUUUUUUCUCCCAAUUUUCCCAAAAUAGAUUAAUCUUUUGCUCUAUGUCAGAAAAUAAUUUCGUCAGAGCCCAAGGUACAUUUUUCCAACAGUCCAAAGCCCAAAGAUAAUCAAUUUACUACAAAGUAAUUCCAGGCAAAGCAAGAAAUCCCCACAUUUGAGAAGCUGGAACCAUCAAAUGUUUUGGCAUUUUUGUUUGAGGAAUGGCUUAAGCAAUUAAUUGAUUAUCAAAGUAGUUGGUGACAAUACUGCAUAACAAACAUUUUGAUGAGGAUCCCUUAAAGCUGGGGUAGGAAAUUUAUUUCAGAAGCAUUUUAUGUUAUAUUUGUUGACAUUCUCUUUACGUCCCGACAGCAAUCAAUAAAUGAAAUGCUCUGACACAAAGAUGUCUGUCUACCUCCCUGCCUGGGAUUAUAUCUCUUGCUAGUUUCUCCAAAGUUGCCUACCCCAGCUUUAAAUUAGCUUUAGAAUUGUGACCAAUAUACUUAGUGGCACAUUUUCUUGUCACUGUCCUCCGACUAACAAUCUCAUGGUUGACACUGCACUACAAUUUUUUUUAUUACUUAUCUGCCGACUCAUACAUUGAAAUACCAAUAUACCUGCGAUAAACUAAUCAGCUGGCCGAUGGCUCUAAUCAGUAGAAUAUGAGUUAAAAUUUUCUGAUUUUAUUAUCUUCCCACUUGGUAUAGCACCCUGUGUGCCUCCCUAUAUCGACCUUCUGUUCUGUAGCUAAUACUGGUGCUACAGUGCCCGCAGCCUUACACAUGUAGAUGGUAGGAGAAUCAGUGUGAUUAACACUACGGAGGUCCCAUAUGUUGUUGGGUAAAUGGAGCCUGGACACAGAAUGUGCGAGCAAGGCGGUGAUAGGAAAACGUUUGCUGUUUACCAAUGAGGUAAUGGUGUUUGCACUGGUUUUUUUUGUACUUUUGGGUGGUUUCCAAAAACUGAGCACAAUAUAUUGGUGUCUGGCAGAAUGAAUGUUUCACUACUUUAUUAAAUGGGACAUGGUGAUGGAUGAAGUGCUUAUGUAAUGUGUGGAACUUUGCCAUGAAGAUAAUGUAACGAAGCCUUAGGUAACCCAUACGGAACAACAACCACUUGUGCCCUCUUUUGGCAUGCCUUUUGAUGAUUAGAGUAGAAUAAUGACUGAUGUUUGCCAAUAAGCCUGUACCGUACGACAUCAGUUACAUGUCUAUAUGUAUGUUGUUUGACAAAUAUUGUAUUUGAUAAUAUAUUGUUACUAAUAAACCAGUGUUUGUUGUGUA